AUGGCCUACAACAACCUCAUCCGCGACUUGACCAUCGGAGACAAUGUCUACAAGUUCUUCGACUUAAACGGACUCGGAGACGCUCGCUACAGUAAGCUUUUCCCGGAAAAUGUCAUCCCCCAACCUCUAUUUCUUUCAGACGAGCUUCCAAUUUCCAUCAAGUACUUGUUGGAAGCCGCCGUUCGUCACUGCGAUGAGUUCCACGUCCUCAAGAAAGACGUUGAGACCAUUCUCGACUGGAAGAACAGCCAACGCAAGCAAGCCGAGAUUCCAUUCAAGCCGGCUCGUGUUAUCCUUCAGGAUUUCACUGGAGUUCCAGCUGUGGUCGAUUUGGCUGCUAUGCGUGACGCCGUUCAGAACAUGGGUGCCGAUCCAGCCAAGAUCAAUCCAGUGUGCCCUGUGGAUCUUGUCAUUGAUCACUCUGUUCAGGUUGACCACUACGGAAAGUACGUUUUUGAUUUUGACCUCGACGCUCUUGCUAAGAACCAAUCAAUUGAGUUCGAGAGAAACAGAGAACGCUUCAACUUUUUGAAGUGGGGAUCAAAAGCCUUUGACAACUUGCUCAUCGUUCCACCAGGCUCCGGAAUCGUGCAUCAAGUCAAUCUUGAGUACCUCGCCAGAACUGUUUUCGUUGGAAAGGAUGGCGUUCUCUACCCAGACUCGGUCGUCGGAACCGACUCGCACACUACCAUGAUCGAUGGAAGUGGAGUUCUCGGAUGGGGUGUCGGAGGAAUCGAAGCCGAGGCUGUGAUGCUUGGACAACCAAUCUCCAUGGUUAUCCCAGAAGUCAUCGGAUACGAAUUGAUUGGCACUCUCAGCGACACUGUCACCAGUACCGACUUGGUUCUCACCAUCACCAAGAACCUUCGUGAUCUUGGAGUUGUCGGAAAGUUUGUGGAGUUCUAUGGAACCGGAGUCGCCUCCCUCUCCAUCGCCGAUCGUGCCACUAUUGCCAACAUGUGCCCAGAGUAUGGAGCCACUAUUGGGUUCUUCCCAGUCGACAAACGUACAAUUGACUACUUGACCCAAACCGGGCGUGAUUCUGACUACACUCAACGUGUCGAGCAGUACCUGAAGUCUGUUGGCAUGUUUGUCGAUUUCACCAACGACUCCUACCGCCCAACCUACACCACCACUCUCAAGCUGGACCUUGGAAGCGUUGUUUCAUCGGUUUCAGGACCAAAGCGCCCGCACGACAGAGUUGAGCUCGCCACUCUUGCUCAAGAUUUCACCAAGGGUCUGACCGACAAGAUUUCCUUCAAGGCUUUCGGACUCAAGCCAGAGGACGCCACCAAGACAGUCACUGUCACCAAUAAUGGAAGAACCGCUGAGCUCGGACAUGGAUCCGUUGUCAUUGCCGCCAUCACAUCUUGCACCAACACCAGUAACCCAAGUGUCAUGCUUGCUGCUGGACUCGUCGCCAAGAAGGCUGUCGAACUUGGACUCAAUGUUCAACCAUACGUCAAGACCUCCCUCUCUCCAGGUUCUGGAGUUGUUACCAAGUAUCUCGAGGCUUCUGGACUCCUUCCAUACCUUGAGAAGAUUGGAUUCAACAUUGCUGGAUACGGAUGUAUGACUUGCAUUGGAAACUCUGGGCCACUUGAUGAGCCAGUCACCAAGGCUAUUGAAGAGAAUAACCUUGUUGUUGCUGGAGUCCUCUCUGGAAACCGUAACUUUGAAGGACGCAUCCACCCACACGUCCGUGCCAACUACUUGGCAUCCCCACCAUUGGCCGUUCUCUACUCGAUCAUUGGAAACGUCAACGUUGACAUCAACGGAGUGCUUGCAGUGACUCCAGAUGGCAAAGAAAUCCGUCUCGCCGAUAUCUGGCCAACAAGAUCGGAAGUUGCCAAGUUCGAGGAGGAAUUCGUGAAGCCACAAUUCUUCCGUGAAGUCUACGCCAACAUUGAGCUCGGAUCUAACGAAUGGCAACAAUUGGAGUGCCCAGCUGUCAAGCUCUACCCAUGGGAUGACAACUCGACCUACAUCAAAAAGGUUCCAUUCUUCGAUGGAAUGACCAACGAGCUCCCACCACAGUCUGACAUCACCAACGCUCAUGUUCUUUUGAACUUGGGUGAUUCUGUCACUACUGACCACAUUUCGCCAGCUGGAUCCAUCUCGAAAACGUCUCCAGCCGCCAGAUUCCUUGCCAGCCGCGGAGUCGGUCAGAGAGAUUUCAACACCUAUGGAGCUCGUCGUGGAAAUGAUGAGAUCAUGGCUCGUGGAACCUUUGCCAACAUCCGUUUGGUCAACAAGCUCGCUUCCAAGGUCGGACCAAUCACUCUUCAUGUUCCAUCUGGAGAAGAGCUUGACAUCUUUGACGCUGCCAAGAAAUACAUGGACGCCGGAAUCCCAGCCAUCAUUCUUGCCGGAAAGGAAUACGGUUGCGGAUCGUCUCGCGAUUGGGCUGCCAAGGGACCAUUCCUUCAGGGAGUCAAGGCUGUUAUUGCUGAAAGCUUCGAGAGAAUCCAUCGCUCGAACUUGAUCGGUAUGGGAAUUAUUCCAUUCCAAUUCCAAGCCGGACAGAAUGCCGACAGUUUGGGACUCACCGGAAAGGAACAGUUCAGCAUCGCGGUGCCAAGCGAUUUGAAGCCAGGACAACUCGUCGAUGUGAACGUCUCCAAUGGUACGACAUUCCAAGUCAUCUGCAGAUUUGAUACCGAGGUUGAGCUCACCUACUACCGUAACGGAGGAAUCCUUCAAUACAUGAUCAGAAAGCUGAUCCAGUAA
This is a messenger RNA of Caenorhabditis briggsae, 2730 nucleotides long. It is a transcript of the gene Cbr-aco-1, whose product is annotated as Protein CBR-ACO-1. The transcript has 7 exons. Gene Ontology annotation, cellular component: mitochondrion; cytosol. The record is from RefSeq and is a predicted model, not a curated record. Gene Ontology annotation, molecular function: aconitate hydratase activity; 4 iron, 4 sulfur cluster binding. The coding region runs from base 1 to 2730 and encodes 909 amino acids. Gene Ontology annotation, biological process: tricarboxylic acid cycle; citrate metabolic process. Lineage: Eukaryota; Metazoa; Nematoda; Chromadorea; Rhabditida; Rhabditidae.